Messenger RNA from Gigantopelta aegis, 3194 nucleotides. Its product is annotated as deoxyribose-phosphate aldolase-like. The record is from RefSeq and is a predicted model, not a curated record. NCBI's taxonomy places the organism in Eukaryota, Metazoa, Mollusca, Gastropoda, Neomphalida, Peltospiridae. Gene Ontology annotation, molecular function: deoxyribose-phosphate aldolase activity. Gene Ontology annotation, cellular component: cytoplasm. Gene Ontology annotation, biological process: deoxyribonucleotide catabolic process; carbohydrate catabolic process. The transcript has 8 exons. The coding region runs from base 3 to 974 and encodes 323 amino acids.
UCAUGAAGGACAAGAUGUCUGCCAGAAAUUUGGGUGUUGACUUUGAUGAGAGCUGGUUUCAGAAUGUCUAUGUGAACUUGCCGGCUGUGAAGAGACGAGCUGAAACGCUGGGAACUCGGCGCACCGUCAAGAAACAGUGGCAGGCUGCAUGGCUGCUGAGAGCUGUGUCAUGCAUUGACCUGACAACGCUGUCCGGUGACGACACGCUGACAAAUGUACAGAGACUCUGUUUCAAGGCUAAGUGGCCCAUUCGACAAGAUCUCAUGAAGAAUAUGAAUUUACAAGAUCUGGGACUGACUGUUGGAGCUAUCUGUGUUUACCCGAACCGUGUGUCAGACUGUGCUAAAGUCUUGAAGUCUAUUGAUGCUACACACAUACCAGUUGCUUCAGUUGCUACAGGAUUUCCUUCUGGUCAGAUGCCUCUGAAGACUCGUCUGGAAGAAAUACGGCAGGCAGUGGCUGAUGGCGCGUCGGAGAUCGAUAUUGUCAUCAAUCGACAGUAUGCUCUCUCUGGAAACUGGAAAGGAAUCUACGAGGAGAUUCGACUGAUGAAGGAGGCGUGCGGAGAAGCACAUCUGAAGACGAUCCUGGCCACAGGGGAUCUAGGAUCUCUGUGCAACGUCUACCGGGCCAGCAUGGUCUGUAUGAUGGCAGGUGCUGACUUCAUCAAGACGUCUACUGGUAAGGAGUCGGUGAAUGCUACGUUUGUUGUUGCUCUCGUUAUGGUUCGGGCAAUACGGGAAUACUACCACCGUACUGACUACAAGGUUGGGUUUAAGCCGGCUGGUGGUAUACGUAGCGCCAAGGAUUCGUGCACCUGGCUGUCACUGAUGAAGGAAGAACUGGGAGACGAGUGGACGAAGCCCAACAUGUUCCGUAUCGGAGCCAGCGGUCUUCUCAUAGACAUAGAGAGACAAAUCUUCCACUUUGUCACAGGCCACUACGCGGCUACACACGAACUACCCAUGGCUUGAACUGGCUGUUUUAAGUUUUACCUCGGGCAAAAAGACAGCAAACUCAGUUGUUUUUGUUUUAAAGUUUAUUAAUUAUCCGGGCCUCAUGCUUAUAAAAAUUUUAAGAGUGUAGACUCUUAUCUUUAAUGAUGUCAUACACAUACAGUUUGUAUGGCUUUGCCAUGAAGUUAAAAGUCUCGGACUCUAUUAGAGUCGUGAGUCCAGACUGUAAAUGUUUUAUAAGCGUAAGGUCAGGGUUGGGGUGAAAUAGCUAGUUUUAAAUUGUUCAGCAAUUUUAUGCGGAUAUCUCAUUUCUUUGGGCAUAUCUGGAGUGGGUGGUGGACUCAGCAGUAUUUUUAGUUAAAUUCUGAAUUGAUUUUGAUUUCAGAUUGUGAUUGUGCUGCAUGAAUAGUGUAUUGUGUUUUCUGGUUUAUUGAUUUGAGGUUUUGAUAAAAUAAUAAAUUACGAUAUUAGAAAAACACAACAUGAUUUUUAUGUACAUGUGAUGCAUCCUGGUGAAAUUAAGGUGAUUCCAUGGAAUUACAUCACUUUGAUGCAUUUUAGGUAUUAUUUGAUUGUCUCCAGAAAGCCAGCUACAUUUGUGAUUACUAACUGUAGUCUGAUAAGAUUAUACAGGAGAAACACAAUAAUAUGGAGUUAGGUUAUCCAGAAACUAUUCAUUAUGGAUGGCAGUGCCAUCAAACAAAAUUGUCACUUUGUAAAUAUAUUCAUAACCCAGGAUAUUCAUUAUGAUUUUGGAUAGACAUUAAAAACCAAUCCUUUAACAAUAAAGUUGUUUGCUUCAUUUGAUACCAAACCUCUAAGACAAUAUUUCCUUCCAUUAUAGAUAGAUAAGUAACUUGCUUGGUUAGUACUAUCUGUUACUAAUCAAAGGGUUGCGAACAUAUCAUGUGCAAAUUCUUUUGCCUCACACUUUGGUAUCAGAAAUCUCAGCAUUCAAUUUUUUGUUGUUGUAUUUGUAUUCCUUGAGUGAAAAUAAAAAAAGAGUAUUAAUGUAUGGAUUUGUUUGUUUGCAGGUUUCAAACAUUUGUAAUCCAAGGGAGACUAUUAUUCUUAAUAUGAUUCAAUAACUCGUCCAGAAAUUUCUUUAUCCAGAUGGUCUUUUUUUUAAACCUAUACUGUCUGGAUUAAUGAGAUUCCCCUGUAGUUUGAUAAAUUAUAAAAUAGACUAUGGGUAAUUUUUUUACUUGUAUAUUCUUUCAUCUGUUUGAGGGUGAUUUCUGGUGGGGAAGAGGGUGGGUGACAUGUUUUCUCCAACAUUUACCUCUUCUAAAAUAAAUAAAUAAAAUUAUUUACAUUAAAAUAAAUGGCAGCUGGUCCCACCAUGUCAUAUUAAUAGUACAGACAAUCUCCUAACAAGUAGCAUUUAAUACUUUUUUUUCUUUCUUUUUUUAUUUAUUAUUCAUCUUGGUGUAUUUGUUUCAUAUUACAUGUAUUUAUAUAUACAUGUACAUGUGCAAUAUAUUCAUUAGUACAUGUACAAAUGUAACUGUAUAUUCUUGCUUGUAUACUUGUUACCUGUUUUAAGAUGUUGAAGAUUUUCACGUUUUCCAUCUAUAACUAUACAUAUAGCAGGUUCAACAAGCUUAUAUUUAGUGUCAUUUAUUGUACGCAAACUGUUCUGAAACCUGUAGAUUGUCCUGUCUGUAACAACAGGAUUGCAUAUGUUUAAAUUAGUAAACCAGUGAUUAUAUAAAAAUUUUCUUUGAUGUAGCAUAUUAUUAACUUCCCAGAAUAAAUUGUAUGCAUUUUAAUAGACAUAUCGCAUCGAACUACAGUCUAAUUCCACUAACAUUUAUUACUUCCUGAAACGGUAAGGACAGUUUUUGCCACGUCUGUUCGAUAGAGUGGUCAAACAUCUUCAUUCUAUUUAUAAAAUAUCAAAUAUGUAACACUUAAAUCAAUAAAGGUUUUCAUACUGAUCAGCUGCAUGGAUAAUAUGUGAUAAAUUUUCUGUAGGAGCUAUUUUAUGUUUGUAUAUAUAUAUAUAUAUAUAUAUAUAUAUAUAUAUAUAUAAUAUGUAUAUAUAAUAUGUAUAUAUACAUGUGUACACACACACACACAUACACACGCACACACACACACACACACACACACUACAAAUUGCUAUUACAUUUAAUGCUUGUUUUGUUUUUCUUCUGUGUAUCCCAAACAAAUAUUAUGGCAGCUAGAUUAUGAUAUCUGUGUUCAGAAUAUUACAGAAUAAAUAUACUGUAAAUA